AUGUCUAUACACGAAUAUUUUGAAAGGGCAUCAUCAAAGUGGAAUAUUACUGAUUUCUUGGAAGAGUGCGACCUAGAACCAUACCACCGUAAAAUAGAAUCAUAUACUAAAUCUCUUGAGAUUAUUGCUGACAUGGAGAAAGGCAAAAGAAAGGAUAAGGCACAAAAUCUUAUUCAAGACUUCGGGUUCAGCCACAAAGCUAGUGUUGGGGCACCAGGUAACUUCGGGUUCAUCUGGUGUUCAAGCCUUCGGGGUGACCCAGCACUAGCCCUUCUGGGACAUUGGGAACAACGGCCCGAUUAUAAAGUAGCGCGAAAAUGGAAGGAAACUAAGGAGCAAAAUUCAGCCAGAGGACCCUCGUUUAUAAUUUCGGGCACUGUAGUUGGACCUGUUGGGUUCAAUGAAGGAACGCUUAAUUCCGAGAUCGAUAAUUUCUUUCAAGGACCCUCUAAACAAAAAAUAACAAAUCCGAUUAAGAAACGACGAAAAUCGGAAAACAUAAACAAUAAACGAGAAAUUUCCAACGAAACAGAUAAAGAAGAGGAUGAGACCGAGCCUGAAGCACAAGAAUCCGUUUUUAUAUCUGAUGAUGAUAAUUCGGAUUACAUAUUAAGCGAUUUUGAAGAUGAGAUCCCUCUCCCCCAAUUGUUGUUAUCAUCACAACUCAAGGAUUUCCAGGAAUCCUACAAAAAAAUGAAUGUAGCUCAUAAGUGGGUUCUCGCUUCUGGAAAGUGCGUCGAAGACACCCUUUUCGAAUAUUGUAGACGACAGCCAGUUGAAUCACUCCUACAUUCAUGGAUUAUUGACCUUGAUGAUAGAGAAACAGAUUCGUUAUUUACAACUGAAGAAUGGAAUGAAAUCCAGUGUGCUGUCAAAAUUUUGCCAAAGGUUGAUCGUACUUUUGCAGAUUCUAUGAUGCGAUUUUCGAAUGUUAAAACAGCAAGCGAUCUAAGACUCGUCUUAGAAACAACAUCCUUUUUAAAUGAGGAUGAACCUUAUGAUCGAGUAAAACAUUACGAUGCUGAAUGGGCCGAAAUCGUGAUGAGGAAGUUUCUUACGUAUUAUGAAGACCCUAAUGAAACACUGCAAAAGCAACAUCUCGAGUCCUGGUAUGACAUAAAUGUGUGGUCGCUUAUCAUCGAUCACGGUCUCUGCGAUGUGAUUGGAAUGGAAACUGUCAGAAAGGAAUCGUCAAGUGUAGCGGUAGCCACGCGGAAAAACCGAAAGAGGGCACGUACACUUCGCAGAAAGCCAGAACGUAAAAAGAUGGGAUAUCGGAUGGAUGGAAUAUUCCGGAUGUACAUUGGUGAUGUUGAGUAUGGAGCGACUGAAGUGGCCAAGAAGUUUGAUACAGCCAAACUGUUGACCGAUGGGUUUAAACUGGUGAAGGCUAUGCAUGAUAUCUUUGUAUGCUUAAGUGAAAAAGUCCGUUUCGAAGAAAAGAAAGUAAGGCAACUGCGAGUCGCUGGCAUGCUUCACAUGGGCCUCAAAUUGCAAGUUUUACAAAUGAGUAGUCCCAAGGGAUAUGUAAUAAUAUUAAAACGAGAGAAGAUUCUUGAUGUGCCAGCUAUGGCUGAAAAAAUAAAAGAUCUUAUCAGGGUGUUAACUAAUGUGUGGCGAAUGAAGAAAAUGAUCAUGGAUUGCAUGGCGGCAGUGAACACGAGAACCCAAGAUCAAACAGAUUUUUUGUGA
Molecule: messenger RNA, 1692 nt
Organism: Ambispora leptoticha
Lineage: Eukaryota; Fungi; Glomeromycota; Glomeromycetes; Archaeosporales; Ambisporaceae
Source: the annotation of a GenBank genome assembly